GGCUGUGCAAUGUGCAUGGCUCCUCGAUCACCCCUCUUCAGCUGUGGGUCGAAGCAUGCAGUAGCCGGCACGCGGUCGCAAACCGUACGACGACGCAGCCACUACACCAUGGUUGUCUUCAACGUCGGUGUCGCGAGGUGCCACCUGCUCAGAAGCUCGUGUUCUUGGUGCUACGUGCGACGGUGGAAGCACUCCAACUCGCCACUCAAGGUGUCGAUCGUCGGCGCCGGUCCGGCGGGCUUCUACACGGCGCAGCAGGUUCUUAAACAUCCGAAUGCCAUUGUCGAUAUCUACGAGGGUUUGCCGGUGCCAUUCGGUUUGGUCCGCUUUGGUGUCGCCCCAGACCACCCCGAGGUGAAGAAUGUGGUCAACACCUUCACAAACAUCGCCAAGAACCCCCGGUGCAACCUGUACGGCAACGUCCGGCUCGGCGCGGACAUCACAGUGGCAGACUUGAGGAAGGCCUACCACGCCGUUGUGCUGACAUAUGGUGCUGAUCAAGAAAGGAGCCUCGGUGUUCCUGGCGAGGACCUUCCAAACGUGUUCAGUGCCCGCAAGUUUGUCGGCUGGUACAACGGUCACCCUGCCGACGUUGGUGUCCGUCCGGACCUUUCCGGUGAGACGGCCGUCGUCAUCGGCCACGGCAACGUCGCUCUCGAUGUCGCCCGCAUUCUGCUAUCACCCCCGGAGUCGCUUCAGGAGACGGACAUAGUCGAACCAGCCCUGGAAGCACUAAGAAAGAGCCGCCUGCGGAACGUAAUUGUGGUUGGGCGAAGAGGGCCCUUUGAGGUAGCUUUCACCAUCAAGGAACUGCGAGAGAUGACCAAGAUCCCCGGUGUGGACAGCAUCUUCCGGCCAGAGGACUUCAACGAGGUCCGAGAGAGGUUGGCAGACCUACCACGACCUCGCAAGCGUCUGCUCGAUCUGAUGGUGCAGACAUCCGAGAGAAAACCGAGCAACCAGCCCCGCUCCUGGGAGCUGCGAUUUCUGCGAAGUCCGCUGCGCUUUCUGGCAGAUUCAAGCACAGGGCACGUCUCGGGUGUUGAGCUGGCUGUCAACCGACUUGAGAAAACUGAAUCGGGAACCAAGGCCAUUGCAACGGGUGAAACGGAGACAAUUCCGUGCCAAAUGGUCCUGAAAAGCAUUGGCUACACGAGCGAAGUUGUUGAUCCCACCGUCCCGUACGACAGCAAGCGAGGUUUCGUGCCUAAUUCUCAAGGUCGGGUCGAGUCAUCGCCAGGUCUCUACUGUAGUGGCUGGCUCAAGACGGGUCCAGUAGGCGUUCUGGUGGCGACGAUGAACAGCAGCUUUGAAACGGGCCAAGCAAUCGUCAAAGAUGCAGAGUCAGGUCUUCUGCCGGCAGACGACAGGGAGGGCUCGGCAGCCAUCUUGAAACUUCUCGAGUCCAAAGGUGUACGACCCGUCACUUUCGACGAGUGGCUCAAGAUCGAAGCUUACGAGAAGGCGCAAGGUGAACGUAAAGGCAAACCCAGUGAGAAGCUGCUUUCCGUCAAAGAAAUGCUUAGUGUUGCAUUUAGCUAGUCGUUCCUGUUGUCUCAUAGCUUCUCUUACUUUCUCUUUCUUUCUCCCUCUCUCUCUCCCUCACUGUCUCUCCUACCUCCUUUUGGAAACCAGCCAAAUAAUGAGCGAAGCCGAAGUUUGCAGCCAAGCCAAGCGCUGGCUACUGUUUUUCAAACAUUUGAGACGAAGGCCUUGUUUUUUGUGGAAUAAAAGCUCCGCUUCUGUUUUUGUUUCAAGUGUCACAUGGUAGCCAGAACUUUGGCAAAAAGGGCUUGUGUGAUGAAGCGGUUUAUUCAUGGAUAAUACUGUGUGUAGUUUACAUCAAAGUGAGGUUUCUUUUAUAGUUAUAGUUUUAUACAUUUGGCCGUUAAGAAGACGUGCCUUAUGUAUGUAUGCCUGUACAGCUGACAAUAAAAUUACUGAACUUCAAACA
This is a messenger RNA of Dermacentor silvarum, 1954 nucleotides long. It is a transcript of the gene dare, whose product is annotated as NADPH:adrenodoxin oxidoreductase, mitochondrial-like. Lineage: Eukaryota; Metazoa; Arthropoda; Arachnida; Ixodida; Ixodidae. Gene Ontology annotation, cellular component: mitochondrion. Gene Ontology annotation, biological process: ubiquinone biosynthetic process. The record is from RefSeq and is a predicted model, not a curated record.